AUGGAUGUGUUUGGUGGUGCCCCACGUUUCCUGGCCUACCCUCGCCCCGUAGUAGUGCAGAGUGGCACUGACGCCGUCCUGAAGUGUCAGAUUGGCGGGGACCCCAGGCCAGCGGUCAUCUGGGAGCGAAACAACGAACAGAUCCACCCAGAGGGUCGCUACCGCCUCUUCGAGGACGGAAAUGUCUACAAUCUCAUAAUCUCAUCGGUGACCACAGAGGAUAGCGGCCAGUACACAUGCAAGGCCAAGAACAGCAUCGGGGAAACAUAUGCCGCGGCGACCCUGAAGGUGGAGGGCGAGGCCCAAGAGAUGGAGGUCCGGGAGGAGAACAAGCCUCGUUUCCUGAUCAAACCCCUCUCCACCCGGGUGGGCCGCGGCGAAGACGCCGUCUUCUCCUGUAAGCUGUGGGGAAAACCACGGCCAGAGGUGGUCUGGGAAAAGGACGGGAGAAAACUCAACCAGAUCUUUGAGAGUACACAUUUCAAUGUGGGCUACCAGGACGGGGGAUGGUUCCAGCUUAAAAUCUUCAAGACUCGUGCACCCGACGGUGGAGUGUACACAUGCAAGGCCAGAAAUGAGUUUGGAGAGGGGCUGGCUGGAGCCGUGUUGCUCGUCGAUGCAGGCCCGGGUCACGAGGAAGAGGGAAACCGAAACGGUUACACAAACGGCCACUGGAAAGGCCAUCAAGGAAAACAGAGGAGUGGUAGGCAGCUGACCACACGGCUCAAAGACGACCCAGUGACCAACCAAGCCAAGCAAGUGAAAAUGUUUGCCGUGACAGAGGGCAAGCAUGCCAAAUUCCGCUGCUUUGUGACUGGGAAGCCCAAACCAGAAAUAAUAUGGAGGAAAGACGGCAGGCUGAUCAUGUCCGGAAGACGGUACCUGUUAUAUGAAGACAGGGAGGGUUACUUCACACUUAAAGUGCUGUAUUGUAAGCAACAGGACAACGGUGUUUAUGUUUGCGCUGCAUCCAACACUGCAGGACAAACCCUCAGUGCUGUACAUCUCUCUGUGAAAGAACCGCCUGUGCGGUUUAAACAGCCCCUCAUUGAUCUGGAGGUGUGGGAACGGGACCUGGCUGUUCUGGAGUGUGAGGUUCCUGAGGACUCUGUUCCCAUCACAUGGUAUUUGGAGGACAGGCGGCUACAGCCAGGGGCCAAAUAUGGGAUGGAAGAGUGGGGAACAAAACGACGACUAACUAUUCGUGACAUCGGAGUCGACGACGAUGGGAUUUAUCUUUGCGAGAUGGCGGAUGGGGGGAGGAGCAUUGCUGAGGUGGCAGUUAAAGGCACAAUCGUGCGUAAGCUUCCACGUAAGGUGGAUGUUUUGGAGGGGGAAAAUGCUGCCUUCUGUGUUGAAGUGGAGGAGGAGGAAAUGGACAUACACUGGUACAAAGAGGGGACGGAGCUCCGUGAGACUCAUCAGACCAUCCUGAAGUCCUUUGGAAAAACUCACAUUCUGGUUUUUGUCAACACAACGCCCCAGGAUUCUGGCCUUGUGACCUUCUUUGUGGGAAGAUCCAAAACUUCCUCUCAGCUGAGGGUAAAAGCGGCCAGGCAUAGCCCACCCAGCUGCCCAGUGGGUGUGCAGAUCAACACAGAGCGUGCCAACGCUGCCCUCCUCUCCUGGGUUCCGGCGCUGGACACCCGGAAGAACCCCCCAUCGGGUUACGUGUUGGAGAGGCAAGAGGUGGGCACCGGCUCUCAGGAGUGGCUGCAAUGCUUGACCACCGACUCGGCCACCUCAGUGGAGAUUCUUGGCGACAGCGUUCCCUGCGAGGCAGAUUAUCGCUUUCGCAUAUGCGGUGUCAACAAGUAUGGCAGGAGCAACAAUGUGGAGUUCCCAAGGGCAGUUCACCUGGUCCCUGUGACCAGAAUACAAGCCCCCCUACAGGAUGCCUUGGUGCCAGAAGGCCAGGAUGCCUGCUUCUCAAUUGAGCUCACUGCCUCAGUUAUUGGCUCAUGGUUCUUGAAUGGCACUCAGCUUCUGGAGGACGACCGUUACUCCAUGCGGCGGUCUCGAACGCACCAAUCCCUUCGCAUACAAGGGGUACGAGACACAGACAACGGUGCUGAGAUCACAUUCAUUGCCUAUGGAAUACGAGAUUCAGCAGCACUCUAUAUUCAAGCUCCUCUAGUGAAGUUCACACCGCUGUCAGAGAUGGAUCGUAAUAAAUUUGUUGAACUUGGCAACCCCAUUGUACUCUACUGCGAGUUGUCAGACCCCGCAGUUCCAGUACACUGGUACAAGAAUGGGGUGGAGGUACACACAGUCGAGGGUCUUCAUAUUCAGUCAGAAGGCACAAUGAGGAGAAUUGUCAUCCAAUCAUCAGAGUUCUCCCAUUCCGGAGUGUAUUGCUGUGAUGCCAUUGAUGAUGUCAUAAGGUUCAACGUGGAAGUUGAGGCACCUCCGGUGACGUUUGUUGAUAUCCCUGAGGAAGACCUCUUCAAAAGUGUUGUGGAACAAGAUCGUCUUGUUAUGUCCUGUGAGGUUUCCAGGGCUGACGCUAUUGUCCAGUGGUACAAAGAUGGGGUUGAAACGCAGUCUAGUGACAACGUUGCUGUACAAGCAGAUUGCACUGUUAGGAUGCUGACCAUCCAGUCAGCUCAGCUGUCAGACUCUGGGACAUACACAUGUCGUGCCGGAGACAGAGCUUUAAUGUUCAAGGUUAACAUACGAGAGCCACCAGUGAUGAUUGUAUACCCUAAAGAAGAUGUCCACCUUGAUCGGCAUGUGCCGGAGGAGAUCAUUCUCAGCUGUGAACUUUCACGUCUAAAUGGUGUCGUAAACUGGUUCAAGGAUGGGCAAAAGUUGCAAGAAAGCGAAAACAUUAAACUUAAGAUUGAGGGCCCUUACAGGCGACUGAAGAUUCUUUGUAGUGGAGUCGAAGACUCUGGCGAAUACGUCUGUGACACGGCUGAUGAUUCAAUAUUCUUUCAUCUCAGCAUAACAGAACCUCCAGUACAAAUUAUAUCUCCAAGCCAGUCGCAAAUGGAGCUCUGCCAGCAAACAUCUGAGAGGAUGGUGUUGAGCUGUGAGAUCUCAAGGCCCAAUGCUGUGGUGCGCUGGUAUAGGGACGGGCUUGAGGUGGAGGAAAAUGACAACCUCAUUUUAGAGGUGGAUGGGGUCUACAGGAGACUCAUUAUACCCGAGACCACAGUCAAAGAUUCAGCCGAAUAUGUGUGCGAUACGGCUGAUGACAACAUGACAUUCUUUGUCAACAUUGCAGAUCCUCCUGUCCGUUUCGUACGCCCAAGAAAGAUGGCAAGUCGGGUCGAGAUGUUUGUUGGAGAUUCUUUGGUUCUUGACUGUGAGGUGUCCAGAUCAAAUGCCGCGGUAAGCUGGAAGAAGAAUGGGGAGGAAAUGGAAGAGAGCAGCAAUGUCACCGUUAUUGAGGAUGGCGUCAUGCGGCAAUUAACCAUCCACUCCAUGACAUUGGAGGACGCUGGGCAAUAUGUCUGUGACGCCAAGGAUGAUGUGAUGGACUUCCAGGUCAAGAUCAAAGAGACACCUGUAAAGAUCCUGGGCAAAAACGAUGUGAAUACUCAAAAGCAGUUCUUCGCCUCAGAUGACAUUGUCUUAGGGUGUGAGCUUUCAAGAGCCAACUGCAUGGUCGUCUGGUACAAAGACAACAAAAAAAUUGACGACAAUGAGCGCUGCUGUAGUGAGGAGCAGGGUGUUUUCCGUUCACUGGUGGUUUUAAAUGCUGAGAUCGACGACUCUGGAGAGUACACCUGUGAUGCCGGGGAUGAUAAGAUGGUGUUUCGUAUCACCGUGAAAGAACCCCCUGUGACCAUCAUCGGCAACUCGGGUAACCCAGAGCAUCAUAGCCUGGUAGCAGGCGACAAACUCAUCUUGGAGUGCGAGAUAUCUUGUCCGAAUGCCACUGUCCAGUGGCUCUGGAAUGGAAAGUUACUGAGUUCAGACGCUCGCACUCACAUAGACAGUGACGGUGCCACCAGGAAACUUGUUUUGUCAGAACUUCAGCCCUCGGACUCUGGAGAGUACAUAUUGGAUGCCAUCAAUGACAAAAUGGUAACCAUAGUUGAGGUCCAAGUGCCUCCACCUAUUGUCGAGUUUAUCGCAGAGCUACACAAUAUCACUGUACUGGAGGGGGAAGAUGCUACAUUUAAGUGUGUGGUUUCGCCAGAGGACACACAGCUAGUGUGGAGCCUGAACGGCCGGCCUGUAGCUCCAAAUGAGAGGUUUGUCAUUUCAAGUAAUGGACUGUGCCACAUGCUGUGCAUUUACAACUCCCAGGUCUCAGACUGCGCCACGGUGACUGCCAAGGCAGAAGGGCUGGUGUCUGAGGCAAACCUCCAGGUUCAAGAACAACAAGUGUUGUUCACCAAAAACAUGGUGCCCAUUGUGGCUGAGCAAUUCGGGGAGGCUACCCUGGAGGUGGAGGUGGGUCUCGACUCUGGAGAGGUGCAAUGGAUGAGGCAGGGUGUAGUCAUCCACCCGGGGCCAAAGUUCACCCUGAAGAAAAAGAGCCGGCGAAGGAGCCUCACCAUCCACAAGCUCGCCCUUUCCGACCGGGGCACCUACAGUUGCGAAACUCUCCACGACCGCACGCAAGCCCAACUCAUCGUGGAACCCAGAAAAAUUACAAUUCGGAGAGGACUCACUGACAUCCAAACCAUUCAACGUGAAACGGCAUCCUUCGAGGUGGAGCUGUCGCACAGCAAUGUAGAAGCCACUUGGCUAAAGGAUGGGAACCAGCUAAAGCCCAACAACCACUGGCGCAUGAGUGCCAAAGGGUGUGUCCACAGCCUCACCAUCUCCAACCUCUCCUUGGACGACACAGGCACAUUUGUGUUAUCUGCGGAAAAUGUGAAAUCAUCUGCAAGGCUCAUUGUUAAAGAGCCACCAGUGACAGUCAUUAAGAAACUGGAGGACUUGCGCUUUCCAGAAGCAGCUGUGGCAUCAAUGGAUUGUGAGCUAUCAAGGCCACAUGUUGAAGUGAAAUGGAUGAAGAAUGGGAUCGAGGUGAAACCACGCAAGGAUUUGCGUAUUUAUGCUAUGGGAAGAAAACACUACUUCCAAAUCCUGAAGUGUGAAGUCAGUGAUUCUGGCACAUACUCAUGUGACGCUGGAGACUCCAGUACAUCCUGCAAUAUAGAGGUCUACGAACGGGAGCUUGUAGUCCUGCAAGGCCUGGAGGACCUGGACAUACAGGAGGACCAGAAUGCUGUGUUUGUAGUUGAGAUCUCCCUGGAGGAUGUGUCUGGAGAGUGGUUAAAAAAUGGAGUGAGAAUUACACCAACCAGCACCAUCAAGAUCCGCCAGGAAGGGACGAAGCAUUUUCUUCUAAUGUGCAACGUGAGAGGAGAGGACUCCGGAGAGAUCAAGUUCGUCGCCAAACACGUGGAAUGCACAGCCUAUCUGGAGGUGGAGGAGCUUCCGUUGAACAUAACGAACCCUCUCCAGGACAAGGUGGCUCUUGAGAGGAGUCGUGCGAUCAUGGACUGCUCAGUAUCCAACCCUCGGUGCAGUAUCCGCUGGUACAAAGGCAGCAAUGUCAUCCUGCCCUCAGAGCGCUUUGAGAUCUGCAGUGAGGGCUGCUAUCGCAAGCUGGUCAUUCAACAGGUGGCACUGGACGAUGAGGGAACCUACAGUGUGCAGGUUGGAGAGCACACAUGCUCCGCGAAACUGACUGUAGAAGCCCAGUCUCUCCUGAUGGUGAGGGAACUGAAGAGCGUGGAGGUGGUGGCCCCGGAUGAGGCGUGCUUCGAGUGUGAGGUCUCGGUCCCCGUCCUCAAAGCCCCCGUGUGGAGCCUGAAGGGGGAGGUCCUGCAGCAGGGGCCCAAAGUCAGCCUAGAGAAAAUGGGCAUGGUCCACCGCCUCACCCUCCGACAGACCUCUGUUGACAUGACCGGCUUGGUGGAGUUCACAUCGGGAAAAGCCAAGAGCAGCGCCGAGCUCCACGUCCAGAGAGGGCAAACCCUUUAA
This is a messenger RNA of Salvelinus namaycush (lake trout), 5952 nucleotides long. RefSeq names its product obscurin-like protein 1. The transcript is spliced from 21 exons. The record is from RefSeq and is a predicted model, not a curated record. Lineage: Eukaryota; Metazoa; Chordata; Actinopteri; Salmoniformes; Salmonidae. The coding region runs from base 1 to 5952 and encodes 1983 amino acids. Gene Ontology annotation, molecular function: protein binding.